AUGGCUCCUGCUGCAGCUCACGCUACCGAGGGUAUCAUUUCACCCAUCGACAUUGAGUCGAUGCCGCCGUUUUGGCGACGGAAAAAUGGCAUUCUGCUUUAUUUCCUCCUCACGUCCUCUCUACUGGCGAGUGCGGCACUUGGUAUAGACGGCUCAAUGACAAACGGAAUGCAAGUUCUCAACUCCUGGCAAGAUAGGUUUGGGCACCCUGAAGGCGCCAAACUGGGCUUCUUUGGUGCGUCUAAUGCAAUUGGAGGCGUAAUUCCCUUCAUCUUUCUGAGUUGGAUUGGCGACAAAUGGGGUCGUCGACUUCCUACCGCUCUUGGGUCGGUUGUGAUCAUCGUCGGAGUCAUCAUCGAGUUCUUCGCGACCUCCCUCAACAUGUAUAUCGGUGGCAAAGUCAUCUUGGGUGUUGGCUCGUCUCUAAUUCAAAUGGGUGCCCCGGUCCUGGUCACCGAGCUGGCUCAUCCAAAAGAGCGUGUGCAGGUUACAACCUUUUACAACACGUCGAUUGUUCUGGGCUAUGUCAUUGGUGCCUGGGCCACAUUUGGCUGCUAUCGUAUCAACAGCCAAUGGAGUUGGCGUCUUCCAACUCUCAUUCAAAUUGUGCCCUCGGCCUACCAAUUUUGCCUCAUCUGGUUCUGUCCUGAGUCGCCGCGAUGGUUGAUGGCAAAGGGGCGUACCCAAGAGGCGCGUGAAAUUUUGAUCAAGUUCCACGGCGAAUGUGAUCCUCAUUCCGAGCUAGUUGAAGUUGAAUGCGUUGAGAUUCAACAGGCUAUUCUCAAGGAUGCUGAGAAUAACAUGACCUGGAAGGACUUUUUCUCCUCCAAGGCCAAUCUGAAGCGAAUUUUCCUUUGCUUUGCGACAGCCCUUUUCAGUCAGAGUUCCGGAAAUUUGCUCGUCUCCAACUACCUGACCCAAAUCCUCAAGGAUACUGGUUUGAAGACCGAGUACGAGAUCACGCUAGUCAAUGGGAUGGUCACUUUGUGGCAGUAUAUUGUGGCAAUUUUUGUCACACUCAUCAUUGAUCGCUUCCGCCGCCGAUUCUUCUUUCUCACCGGGUCAGGCGGUGUUCUUGUCACUUUUGUUGUUUGGACGAUUGCGGCUCAGCAAUAUCUGGAACACAACUCACUGGCAGCCGGUCGGCUGGUCAUUGCGUGCAUCUUCGUUUUCCAGGCAUUUUAUACCUUCGCUUGGACCAAUUUGAUUGUGACGUAUCCUCUCGAGGUGGUCACUUUGCAGAUGCGGGCCAAAGCGUGGGCUUUUGUUCUGCUCACCAUCCAAGUAUCUUCCAUUUUCGGCAGCUACGUGAACCCCAUCGCCCUCAAAAACAUUGGAUGGAAGUUCUACAUCUACUAUUGUGCCUGGGUAUUCAUUGUCUUCCUUGUCGUGUACUUCUUCUUUGUUGAAACAGCUGGCCCGACAUUGGAAGAGCUCGCCUAUCUCUUCGAAGGUGAGGAUGCAAAGCAAAACCUGGUACACCAGAUCCAGGAUAAGAAGCAGCAAAUUUCCUAUGAGGAGCACGUGGAAGACAAGCUGGCUUGA
Molecule: messenger RNA, 1545 nt
Organism: Penicillium oxalicum
Lineage: Eukaryota; Fungi; Ascomycota; Eurotiomycetes; Eurotiales; Aspergillaceae
Product: putative MFS hexose transporter
Exons: 2
Coding region: 1-1545 (514 amino acids)
Biological process (GO): transmembrane transport; carbohydrate transport
Cellular component (GO): membrane
Molecular function (GO): carbohydrate:proton symporter activity
Source: RefSeq, a predicted model, not a curated record